CAUGGAACCGCGUGUAACAAAUUCAUUUCAGCUUUUUUAAUUUUUUUUCUUAACCGCACGUAACAUGAGAAAAAUUAUCGGGUUUGUAAAAAAUGGUAAAUUCGAUAGAAAAUGAAAUGACUUUGUUUGAACUAGCGUUUGAAAAUAGUUCACACAUUAACCCUGAAGAUGCACAGUUAAAAGACCUGCUGAAGCUGCUUGAAGAAACGACAAAAGAAAAUGAACAGAAAAAAUAUAUCAAACAAAUUGUAGAUCUUUAUAAAUUAAGUAGAGAACAAAAAGCUGAGAACUUGCAAGCAAAAAAUGUACUUUUAGAAUUUUUUACAAAAUAUGGUUCUAAGAAGGUGUUGAAAAAAUAUUUACAGGACAUUAUAGGCGAACCAAAUUUAUCAACUUCUCUUUUGAAGUCUACAACGGACGAAAUUUUAGCAAAUGUAAACAAUUUCAAAUGUUGUAACAUAAAGCAGUGUUACGAUUUGGUCAAUUUUGUAUAUUUAAUGCAAACCACUGAACAUUUUCAGUAUGAAAUUACAAUAGAAUAUUUGUUUCCAUUAUACUGUGUGCUUUUUGAGGGUUUUGUUCAUCAUGCCACAUCAAACUGUCAACCAGUUACUUCACUAUCUGAAGAAUUACUCGCUCUUAUGAAUGCCGUGCUCAAACAAAUUUUAUUCGGUUUGGUUAGAGUCGUACCAUAUACAGAGACUAUAUCAAAGCAGUACAGUAUAAAACUUAUCGUUUGGUCUCACUCGAUUCUCAUCAGUGAGAAGGUCGGUUUUGACCUGAAAACAAAAUCAGGUUUAAUCAUCACAUAUUGCUACAACAUUAUUCCUGAGAGUUAUCGUAAUAAUUUUAAAUAUAAAGAAUGCCCUCCUUUGGAGCUCAUAGCAUGUUAUAACGAGGAGAAUUAUUUUAAGUUAAACAAUUACAAAUUGUCAGUUUUCAAAGAAACUGAUUGCAUUGUAAUCAUCUAUGCCUCUAUUUUGAGUGUUCUGCCUCAAGAUAAGCUGCUUGAAAUAAAAAUCAAUGGUAAAGCUCUUGUGUGCAUAUUGUACAAUGGGCUUAUGGAAUGUGCGAAGAGGAAAACUGGCGUUCCUCAUGUUAUAGUAGAGAUUAGUAGAACAUUGAGCAUAUUAGGCAAACACUUGACGGUAGUUCCCCCUGAACUAAUGAAGCCUAUAUUUCUAGAAGCAAUAGCAUAUAUUUGGUCACACAUCGAUCAUUUCGUUGACACUGUCCGUAAUUACGCUAAACAAUUUUUUGCUGAUAUCGUAAUGGUAGCAGCUCAUCAUAAAAAUAAUGGUUAUGGAGAUUUAGCUGAAAUUUUAAUAGAAUAUGUCAAACAGUUGUCGUCGACACAGACUAUAAAAUUUCUAGCUAUGGAGAACAUCGGACAGCACUUUGGUGCCAAUUAUCUCUUAAAAAAUUUUGAAGAUUUGCAGGAUACUUUGUUGAAUGGUAUUUCAGAGGCCACUAUUUCUGACCAAGUGUGCAAGACGUAUAUUUCCAUUAUGGAGAAACAUUACCAGGAAAUCGAGAAAGACGAGUGGAUAAAAUUUUGGAUUACGCCAGCGACGAGGGUGUUAAAAAAUUGCAGCAAAUGUACAUCCGUCUGUCAGCGAAUUAUUACCAGAGCCUUCCAGUUGCAUCCCGUAAUAUUGAGGAUAAUAUAUCCAGCGGAUUACGUAGGGAAUUCUCAAGAAUCGGGCGUUCUGCUAAAGUGUUUGCAGUACGCCAGGGUUAAUGGGAUUGAACUGACUGUAGAUAGGAAAGAGAAUAGCUGUUUUUAUUGGAGAGGGUUAAUAGACAAAGACAAAUUGAUGAAGUUUGCCGUACAUCAGGACGACGAGAUAAGGAUUUCGGUCUUGGCGGUGAUUGUCGAAAGUCAAAAAUCGACUGAAAUCUUCCUGGACUGGGAGUUUGAGUUUUUAAUAAUGUACCUGCACUAUAAUAUCACAUCUCAAAUACCGAAUAUUCGGAAACAGAUCAUAACGUUUUACAAAAAGGCUUUAACUAGGUACAGCACCGGGUAUUAUGUUAUAAUGAGGAAUAUAUCCUACCUGACGAAACGGAUAGAGAUGGUGGAAGACAAGCAGGAACCGAUAAGGAUACGAAGGGUUUACCAGGAGCUCAACAUUUCUUAUAGAUGUUUUAUUAGGAAAUUUACGAAAUUAUUGAUUUCUUACUUGACGUUUGACUCGAACUACUUCAGACGAUCCGCUAGUCUCGACUUGUUGAUAAGCAUACAGAAAUUCCUUCAUAACGAUCAGUGGCAGAGCUGCUGGUCGGAAGACGAUGUCAAAAAUUGCCAUAAUAUUCUAUUCGAUAGUUACGAGAGCAAUAAGAAAAUGGCCGUAACUUUACUUAAAACCUUGCCACCACGUUCAAUAGGAUUUACUAACGUCGAAUUCACCUUCAAAUACAUGCAGCGCUGCCUGAACAUGGCGGUAGACAUAAAACCCAACAAAACUCUGUCCGCCGCUUACCUGUUAGAAGUGUGUACUUACUCGCCGCAUUUCUACGACAUCGUACAAUACACCACGAGUGAAAGCCAACGCCUUCAGGUUACCGAUCCCAAAUUGGAUAUGGUCAUAGUCCUCAUAGGAAAGCUAUGUGCAGAAGAGGUGAAAAUUGAUGAUAUUUAUGAGAUAAAAACAUCGAAUCACGGUAUUCUUUUAAGUAUAAGGCACAUCCUCGAAAACAGAGACAUUAGUAAAAACAACGAAGCAUAUUCCGGAGUAUUUGAACACCUUGUAGUCAUCUGCCUGAACCUGAAAAACAGUAUUAUGCCGAUCGUGUGCAGUCCCGCACCCGAGGGCUACAUACCCGACAAUGGAGAGGAAUUGUGCGACAAAGACGAGUCCUCGAAGGCUCAAAAAAUCUUGUGCUACGCGUGGCGUACCAUUAAAGAAAUGACUUUGCUGUUAGCAGAAGUCGUGAAACAAGCUGUCAAAUUAGAAGAUAAGACUGAGAUGUUGUCCGAGAUGCUUCUGAUGAAGAUCGGGGAGUUCUUUUUUAAGAUUUUCGUAGAGAGCAAACAUAGGGGAGUGUUUGAGAAGGCUUACGUGGGUUUUUCCGUUGUAUGUGAAUCGUUUUGGACAUGUGCAAAUCCGAAUAUAAAUUGCCUUCCUAAAAUGUGGUUACAGGAUGCCUUAGCUUUCUGCACAGGAGAAAAACAGACUGAUAAAUUAUGUGCUACUAGACGCAGCGCAGGGCUACCAUUUUUAUUACUGGCGAUACUGAGUUCCGAAACGUCCUUCGACAAACCAAAUUUCCACGAAGUGAUGAAAACGCUACUAAAAACCUGCGAAAAAACAAACCCCUCUUGCGACGAGUACAGAAUGCAUUGCAUGAACGUAUUAAGGAUAAUCUUUAGGCACAGCAAGCUGGGAGAAGCGGUUUCGUCUUAUGUCGCAGCCGGGGUGAAAGUAGUCAUUACUUGUUUUAAGAGCAGCACGUGGGGGAUAAGAAAUUCCGCGACACUUCUGUUCGCUUCACUGAUGACCAGAAUAUUUGGAGUGCAACGAACACAAGAUUCCGAGGACUUGUGUAUAAAAAAUAGGUUAACUGUUAGGGUUUUCUUCCUAAGGUAUCCGGAAUUGUUCCAGUUCCUCCUGGAAACUCUAUCGGAAGAAUGCGACAAGAACGAGAGCCUAGUUUUACAUCCACUUUUGAUGAUAUUAGCCAGGUUGUACCCCUCUCACUUAGAAGAGUAUAACGCACAGAUGGAGAAAUACCUUCCUCAUAUAACGACGUCUCUGUCUAAUCCCUUUUAUAGAACCCGCGAUCUAGCUGCAAGGGCAUCAGUACCGUUGAUCCGUACUGACCGAGCUUCUAAUUACCUAGUGAAUUGUUUUAGUCAGAUGAAGUGCUCGGAUAUAGAAGAUAACGAGUGCCAGGGACUUCUUUUGCAGAUAUGGCACCUUCUUAAAUCGAAUGACAACUUGGAAGUUCCGCUGACGAAGUGUUUGAAAGACAGCAUCCAUCUUCUUCAGUAUGUCGGAAAAAAGUUCAGCCAUAUGACGAUAUCGCUGUACAUGGAAGUUCUCCUGUUGCUUCUUAUGAAAUUCAAGAAAUAUGAUGACAUUAGCAUGCUGAAAGAGAUUCUAACCCUGCUCUCGAGACAAAUAACAUCAAAUCUAUUGCCGAUGACCUCCAUGGGAAAGUUUCCGCAGAUGCGGAUGCUGCUUGUUCUCUUCAUCAUUGUGAACAAAUACGACGAGUGCGAAGUAACAUAUCCGACCAUAACCAACCAAAUAAUGUCCCAGUUGUACGGACACAAUAUGGAGAUGAAACGGUUCUGUCUCAACCUGUUGAUCUACAUGAAUCAAAUACAAAACGACACGUCCUCCAAACACGCCUUAUUCCAGAUGGAGGAGCUGCAGAUUCCCCCGGAAAUAGUAACGUUAGUGGAUAGCUUCGAGCGACACUCCGUCAAGAAGAUACUGACCCACAUACACCCGUAUCUGAAAUGUUUCCUGACGGAAGAGAUAAAGUUCCAACACUACAUCAAGAAGGAAGAUCAAGUCCUCUUAUUUUUGUUACUUAACUACUACCCCUGCGUGAUAAAAUAUUUAAAUUUAAGCAAACAAGAGACCCUUAACAUGCUGAUUAACUUCUGCAACUGUGAUAACGAAGAGCUUAUUAGUGCUGUAGUUAGUUGUAUAAGCACGUUUUUAUUACAGCUAGAUUAUAACGUGUUGAGUUACAGCCAGCUGAUACAGAUUUUAGUUGAAUCGGCGUCGCCGGCAGCUAGUGAUUUCAGGCGGUUGGCCGUUUGUGAUUUCCUGUCGAAAAAUUAUAUAUUGUACUGCAACGAGGACCCUAUUUUGAGUGGUGACGAGCUCCAAAUGGUUUUGAGUAUCGUGAUGGUUCUACUGGAGGACGACGAGUUGAUGGUCCGAAAUGCCAUGAGCAGUUUUGCGUCUGCGUUGAAAAUUAAGAUCACUUUAAAUAAAAACGCAAAACAAACGCUUUCAGGACAUCGAUGGCCAGUAUUGCCGGAAAAAGCUAGGGAGGAUUUACUGAAUUUAUGUUACAUAACACUGCCAAAGGAUAGAGCAAUUUGUUUUAUAUUUUCUUGGGCAUGCCGUCAUUUUCCUGAUUCUUCAAAUGACGCAUCCGAGGUUUUCGAACGCGGCGAGGUGAAUUUGUAUGCGGAAAACGUGCCGUUCAUGGACCUGUGCGUCUGUUUACUCCAUAAACUAUUGUGGCCUUUAGAAGACGGAUUAAGUUACGAAGACAAAUCAAUAUUUAUAGAGGAACAUACUUUAAUAGUGACGACAAUUUUACUGGAUUCGCUUCUAAAACAUCCCUCGCCGAUGAUGUUAUAUAAAACUAAAUUGUCUGUGAUAUGCGCUUUAAAAUCAACGGUUAAGUUUUUAGAACGUUAUGUAAUAAAUGAUAAUUUUGUAAAUGAAUUUAGAGUUUACUUAGAUGAAACGAUUUUAGGCUAUCUCGCGAAGCAGGUGGAACACAGUGACUUGUUUAGUGUGAAAAAGAUUAUUAAAAAAAUUUACGAACCCGUUUUGAAUUAUAAGAAAAAUUAGAACCACCUUUUUAAAAAAAAAAAUUGACCAAAACGACGCGUUAAUAGUAUUAUAUGUUCUUGGGAUCUUACUUUUAUCAUUGUUCCGUUUGUGAAAUAGUAUUGGACUCUGUUUUAUAUUUUGAAAACCAUGUUUAAUAUUGAUUUAAUUGUAUACUCACUAUGAUUAUGGAUUAAAACAUUUUUAUUAUA
Molecule: messenger RNA, 5737 nt
Organism: Anoplophora glabripennis (Asian longhorned beetle)
Lineage: Eukaryota; Metazoa; Arthropoda; Insecta; Coleoptera; Cerambycidae
Gene: THADA
Product: thyroid adenoma-associated protein homolog
Exons: 20
Coding region: 93-5546 (1817 amino acids)
Biological process (GO): tRNA methylation
Cellular component (GO): cytosol
Source: RefSeq, a predicted model, not a curated record